Messenger RNA from Hippoglossus stenolepis (Pacific halibut), 1079 nucleotides. Its product is annotated as microsomal glutathione S-transferase 1. Gene Ontology annotation, molecular function: glutathione transferase activity. Gene Ontology annotation, cellular component: mitochondrion; membrane. NCBI's taxonomy places the organism in Eukaryota, Metazoa, Chordata, Actinopteri, Pleuronectiformes, Pleuronectidae. The transcript is spliced from 4 exons. The record is from RefSeq and is a predicted model, not a curated record. The coding region runs from base 96 to 560 and encodes 154 amino acids.
UUACACAACCUCAGGAUAAAUUCCAACCAUUUGUGUCCAACUGAUCUUUGGAACUGUCUCUGCUGUUCACUGUGACUUUACAAGAACUAGGGGCAAUGUCGUCGCUAAGCAGUGUGAUGGACAGCCAGGUCCUCCAAUCAUAUUUCACAUACGCCACUAUUGUCAUCCUGAAGAUGAUGCUCAUGUCACCUCUAACAGUUUACUUCCGUCUGACAAGAAAGGUGUUCGCAAACCUGGAGGACACCAAAUUGGGUUCCUCAGCAAUAGACAAGAAGCUGGUCCGCACAGAUCCUGAUGUGGAACGGGUCCGCAGGUGUCACCUGAACGACCUGGAGAACAUCGUUCCCUUCGUGGUGGUCGGCCUCCUCUACGCCCUGACUGCACCUGAGCUUUCAACUGCCUUGCUUCACUUCCGCAUCUUUGCCGGAGCGCGGAUCUUCCACACCGUGGCCUACGUCGGCGCUCUGCCUCAGCCCAGCAGGGCCCUGGGCUUUAUAGUGGGCCUGAUGGUCACCUUCUCCAUGGCUUACAGGGUGCUCAGCACAGUUCUCCUCCUGUAGACAUGAUAUGACUCCCACGAUGCAUACAUACAUAUACAACCACCGACUGUACAUUUGUACAUUACAUUCAUUUGUGUGAAUUCUACCUUGACAGAUUUGCUUAAAGAUAAGUGAAAUACUCUCUGUAGGUGGACUGGUCAGUGUAAUGGACAUUUCAAUUUCAAAAUAAAAUCUGGGGAUGGACCCCCAUGUCCGCCAGUCUAAUUGAACCCCCGCUUUCCAUGGCCUGUUACUUAUAAUGAAAAUAUAAAUUACAGCAUCAUAAAGACAUAAAAUAUGAUGUCACUUUAAAUACAUAAGCCCUGCUGUAAUAAUAAUUUGGGAUUUAGAAUUAAUGAAUAGUUUAUUAUUGUCUGACUGAUCAACGAUAGUCAGAAAUAAUGACUUUAAUUAUUUUGUAAUUAUUUGUCUGAUGCUCCUGUAAUAUUUCUACAGGUGAAUAAAGACAAACAAUCCAUCAACUUGAUUAUUUACUGUUAUUCACUGAAGAAAUAAAUAUUCAUUGACACCUCAAGUAAA